This is a messenger RNA of Sus scrofa (pig), 3149 nucleotides long. The record is from RefSeq and is a predicted model, not a curated record. NCBI's taxonomy places the organism in Eukaryota, Metazoa, Chordata, Mammalia, Artiodactyla, Suidae.
GGGCAGAGUCAGACCAUGGCGACGCUGAAAGGCCUGGUGCAGAAGGGGGUGAAGGUGGAUCUGGGCAUCCCUCUGGAGCUGUGGGACGAGCCCAGCGUGGAGGUCACAUUCCUCAAGAAGCAGUGUGAGACGAUGCUGGAGGAGUUUGAAGAUGUCGUGGGAGACUGGUAUUUUCACCAUCAGGAGCAGCCCCUACAGCGUUUUCUCUGUGAAGCUCAUGUGCUCCCAGCUGCUGAAACUGCAUGUCUACAGGAAACCUGGACUGGAAACGAGAAGAUCGCAGAUGGGCAAGAGAAGACAGCAGGAGAGGAGGAGCAAGAUCAGGAGGAGGAAGAGGAGAUGACUGACUCACCAGGCCACCCCAAGCAUGACCCAGAGGAUCUUUGAACCUUGCUUUUGAGCCCCAAGGAGGGACAGGGGUCAUGGAGAGGAACCCUCUGAAGGCUGAGCUCUCCCUGCUCCACAGCUUUAAGAGUGUGUGUGUCCCCACCUUAGAGCUUAUAGCUGUUCUCUCCCAUCUGAUCUCAGGCAGGAUCCUGGUGGUGCAGUAUGGCAUGGUUUUGGGGAGAAAGGUGGCAGCAGCAGAUGGAAACGAAGUCCCAAAAGAUGAGUCUGCUACCUGCCAUUUAGCCCCUUAAUUGUCAGGUGUGUGUGGUAACAGAAGUGAGAUAUUUAAAAUAGCUCUACUUUUCUCCAGCUUUCCUCUGGACCCAGAGGUUAGCAGGUCAUAGAAGCUUUGAACCUUGGGAAACUCGCUUUUCCCCUUGAGGGCGCUUUUAGACUUUGAACGUCGUGGACAUUUUUUUUUCCUCCUUGCUUUUUUUUAGGGCGUCGCGUGGGGCAUAUGGAAGUCCCCACUCCAAUCCGAGCUGCAGCUGCUGGCCUAUGCCACAGCCACAGCAACCCUGGAACAGAGCAUUGUCUGCGAAGUAUAUCACAGCUCAAGGCAACGCCCCCCCCCAACCCCCUCAUUCUUAACCCACUGAGUGAGGCUAGGGAUUGGACCUCCGCAUCCUCAUGGAUACUAGUGGGAUCUGUUACUGCUGAGCCACAAUGGCAAUGCUUUUGCUUUUUUUUUUUUUUUUUUUUUUUUUUUUUAAGAGCCACCAGGCCAGGGGUCCAAUUGAAUGUCCUGGAUAUUCUCUACGAUCUACAUAUACUGCCGGCGUCAAGGAGGCUACUGAAUGAAAAGAGGACACUGGAAGGGGGUGGUGCAAUUAGGUGAGGUGGACACUUGGUCUACACCGAGGGCCCAUCAUGUAAUUUCAAAGGUGCCAAAUUUUCUAUACGGCUAGUAAACUUUUAAAAAAAAUGUAUCACCCGGGCCCCGCCCCAAAUUUCAAACUGCCGUGCACAUAUCAUAGCUGGACGAUAUGGCAGCGCCCAGGGCCGUUGGCUGCCGUCCUCUUAGAAGCAAACGGUGCUUUGUAAUUCUACAGCGGGAAGGAGCUGGCAGGCGGUCCACCGCCCGAAACGACUUUCAGGUUGGGGGUUGGGGUGGAGGUCGGGGGGUGGCGGUGUUAAUCCGUGCCGCCCGCUUCUGCGCAUGCCUGAAAACGCGCCGGAAUUAAAUUCAGUGCGCGCCGCCGCCUGAGCCGCCAUACUUCCGUUACGGGAGCUCGCAGAGGACAAGCUUCAGCACGCUUUUCCGGUGUCUCUUCUUCCUCGGUCUGAGGCAAGAGGAAUAAAGAGGUGAUAAAAUUAGGUCCAAGAUAGAGAGCAGCUCUGGUUAGAGUGAGAGAAAUAACAAGGAUAUCCCCGGAGGGUGGUGGGUGGGAACCUAGAACGCGAGCCGGGAAGAGGCCUCAAACGCUGAGAGACCGGCAGAUUCCUGCAGAAGUGAAGGUUGGGUGAUACCAUUUUCGCAAAGGGUUGAGGACUAUUCGAUCUUAAGGGUGCGAAGAGGGUGGCAAGGAACUGAGACUUGGAAGGUAGCACUUGACGGAGUCUGGGCGAGUGUGGGAAUCGGAGGGGAGCACAGAGUCGCUUACAGUCCCACUUCCUUUCCCCAGCCCGCCCCUCUCCGUCCAUGAGCGGUCUAGUGCGCACCGAGCCGCUGCGCGGAGACACCCCUCUGCUGGUGCCCGGUGACCCCUACUCCGUGGUGGUUCUGCUACAGGGCUACGCGGAGCCCGAGGGGGUCGGCGAGGCCUUACGUGCCGAUGGCUCCGUGACCCUUGUCUUGCCUCAGGCCUGGGGUCCUGCCUCCAGCCACCGAGAGCCCUCGCCCGAGAGCCACGAGGUGAAGACCGCCCUGGAGGAGGCGGCCCGUGGCCCCAUCCUCGUGGACACUGCGGGCCCGUGGGCUCGGGAGGCACUCUUGGGGGCUCUGGCGGGGCAGGGCCUAUCCCCGGGUGAUGUGACUCUUGUGGUGGGGACCCACGGGCAUUCGGACCACAUCGGGAAUCUGGGGCUCUUUCCCCGGGCAGCUCUGCUGGUCUCGCACGACUUCUGCCUUCCCGGAGGCCUCUAUCUCCCUCACGGGCUGGCUGAGGAGCGGCCUCUGCGGUUGGGGCCUGGACUCGAGGUGUGGGCUACGCCGGGCCAUGGUGGCCAGCGGGACGUGAGCGUGGUGGUGGCUGGCACAACCCUGGGCACUGUAAUGGUAGUGGGCGAUGUGUUUGAACGUGAUGGGGACGAGGACUCGUGGCAGGCGCUGAGUGAAGACCCCGUAGCCCAGAAGCGCAGCCGGAAGAGGAUCUUAGGCACUGCCGAUGUGAUUGUGCCUGGUCAUGGCGCUCCCUUUAGGGUGAUCAGGGAAGCCUCGCCUUCAGAGACAGAGGGUCAGAGGAACAGCCAGCCAGAACUCGUGAUUGGAGACAAGGAGCCCACGGUUCACCGAUAAACUCGUCUUGACUCCUGUUCAGGACACCAUACCCCCACCCCCAAGCCAAGGAACUGACAUCCAGGACACAAGAGGACAUGACAGGAGUCACGAGUAGUCCCUUCUAGCCCUUCCAGGAGGCCAGUUUUCCCAAGGACAGUGCUUUGGCCAUUGCUGUCAUGAAUACCUGUUUCUGUGAUCAAACUAGGACCAAAGACUGACUCCACUGUGUGCCACCUGUCACCUCUCAGGCUUCAUUAGUAAAAUGGGAGAAUGUUCUUGGGAGAGUCUUCUGAAAUAAAAGUAGGAAGAUGCAUUGAAAAAU